UUGAACGCAGCACGGGACUUGACAGCUGAACAACAAAACAUGGCGGCUGCUAGCCAGUACAAGCCGUCAACAUCUUCAAUUUUUAUUAUCUUUCAGCAGUCAUUAAAUGACCUGGACUACAAAGAAUUUGCCUAAAGGGACGGUGAACGACCGUACUUCUUUCGCCUUUGCUGGACGUUUUUCUGGUGUCUCCCAUGUCCAUGAAGCUUGUGAGUGAAAGCGAAUUACAGCCUGAAAGUGAACUGACACUACAGAGGACUUUAGGCAGGUCGUUUGGACUAGGGGACCUCACCUGCACACUCCCAUGUCUCAGAUAAACUCUGCAAAGCAACCCACCCCGUCCUCGGUGAUGAUGUCAUCACCUCCCGCAAAGUCAUCCAUCGUGUCGCCCGGCUCCAAAUCCCAGCCACCUCCUUGCAAAGCUCUGGAUAAUUUGUCCAUAUCCUCUCUCCUGUCUGGGGAUCUGGACGAUGAAGGAGAAGGAGGAGAGGGAGAUGGGGAGCAGGAAGGACUGGGAGAUUUGGAGGUGAACCCAUAUGAUGGUUUGCCUUUUUCCUCACGGUACUAUACCCUUCUGGAAGAGAGGCGACAGCUCCCUGUUUGGAAGCUCAGACAGAGUCUUCUGGAGCAUCUGGAGAGCCAUAACAUGCUGCUGCUGAGUGGACCUAGUGGAGCUGGAAAAAGCACUCAGGUGCCACAGUGGUGCGUGGAAUUUGCGUUAUCCUAUGAAUUUUCUCAUGGCCUAGUAUGCUGCUCACAGCCUUACUCUGAAGCAGCAGUGAGUUUGGCUCUCCGUGUGGCUGACGAGAUGGACCUCAGCUUGGGCUUGGAGGUGGGCUACAGGGUAUCUCACGAUGACAGCUGCACACCAGAUACUUUGCUCAGGUUUGUCAGCGACACUUUGCUGCUCGGGGAAAUGAUGUCGGACCCCCUGCUACAUCAGUAUGGCAUCGUGAUCUUGGAUGAGAUACAGGAGCGCACGGUUUCCACCGACGUCUUGCUGGGCCUGCUGUGUGACGUCUGCCGCCAAAGGCCCGACAACUUCCGAGUGGUUCUCCUCACUCACCCCACCCUCGCGCCCCGCCUCUCGGAUUUCUUGGGACCCUCCAUCCCUUCUCUGUCCAUAAACGGCCCGUUGACUGAGGCCCCUUCCACACAUAAGGAAAUGAUUGAUGGGGCUGGUGCCGACAUGCAGAAGACAGAGAUUCUGUACCGGGAGCUUUUAUCAGGGAAGGAACCCAUGGCCGCCGCCUGUCACAUUGUGUUGGAUUUGCACCGAAGAGGAGAAGAGGGAGAUGUAAUGGUUUUUCUGGCCAGUGGGCAGGAAAUAGAAGAGUGCCUGAUUCUGCUGGAGAAGGAGUGUGUAGCUCUGAGUCCUCAGCUUGGAGCGCUACGAUUCUUCUCUCUGCACUCGGGAAUGGGCGGUCAGACCCAACGAGUUUACGAAUCCGACCCCGACUUCACGACACCAGUGAAGAAUGACAGUUCCGAAGAUGUGGACGGAACCAAAUGUCCGGGUGUCAAAAGGAGGAUUUUCCUCACUGAUACUCUCGGAGAGGCUUCAUUCUCCCUGCAAGCAAUACGCUAUGUCAUAGACACAGGCCUUCAACUCAAAACUGUUUACAAUCCACAAAUAAGAGCAAACUCACAGGUCCUGAGGACAAUCAGUAAACAUCAGGCGGACAUACGAAGUCAGAGGGUAAACAGCCACCUUCCAGGACUUUGUAUCCGCCUGUAUUCUCAAUUGCUGUAUGAGGAAGGGAUGGUGGAGGGACAUUGUCCAGGGGUGAUGGAGGAAAACCUCAGCCAUCUGGUGCUUUUGCUGAAAAGACUUGAUAUCGCUGACAUGGGACAGUGCAAGUUCUUGGACAGGCCAGCCCCUGAGGCUCUAAUGCAGGCGUUGGAAGACUUGGACUAUCUUGCAGCGCUGGAUGACGACGGCAACCUGUCGGAAGUGGGCAUCAUAAUGUCGGAGCUGCCGCUCGAGCCUCCGCUGGCCAAAGCGCUGAUUGCUGCAUGCGAGUACGACUGUGUCGAUGAGCUUCUUACCGUAGCUGCUAUGCUAACAGCUCCUUCCUGCUUUAUGACGACAGAACCCAGAAGAGAAGAAGCGGCCCUUGCAUUGUGGAGACCUCUGAUGCACACAGAUGGAGACCAUAUGUCUCUGAUUAAUAUUUAUAAUGCGUUCAUGGAGCAUAAUCAGGAUGAGGCCUGGUGCAUUGCAAACUUCCUCAGUCACUCUGCCUUACGACUUGCUGCGGUGAUCAGGGGGGAGCUGCUGGAGGUGAUGCAGCGAAUAGAGCUUCCUGUUUCUCCUCCGGCUUUUGGAUGCCAAGACAACUGCACAAAUAUUAAACGUGCACUCCUCUCCGGCUUUUUCCUCAAAAUUGCUCAUGAUGUGGAUGGCUCCGGUAACUACCUCUUGCUAACUCACCGCCAUGUGGCUCACCUCCAGCCGUUCUCCUCUUACCUUUGUCGUCCGUCGGGCCCCAGCCCCCCCAGUUGGGUCCUCUACCACGAAUUCACCAUCUCCCGAGAUAACUGCAUCCGCAUCGCUUCUGAAGUCGACCCGCAGAUGCUUGUGGAACUGGCACCUCAGUACUUCCUUGGAAACCUUCCAUCAAGUGAUGCCAAAGAGCUGCUGAUGGAGCUGAGGCAAAAUCUGGACCCGCGGUCAGAUGAGUCACAGGAGCACGGCAGGACUCACGGCGACGUUGACCGGAGAGAAGAGGCUCAGUCCAAUACAGAACUCUGCGUCGUCCAGUAAAACAACUGGAAAAAGCUAAGCUUCUUAAAAGAAGACUCGAACUUAAAGCUGUUAUUUCAUCAUCUGAUUUAAGAUUUGGUACUUUUUAUUCUUUAGCAGAUACAAUCUGAUUGGAGAUUAGUUUCUUUUCAUCUGUGAUAAAAAUUGUAAAAGAUAUUUAAAAAUGGACCACUGAAGGAAAACACUGACAUGAAAAAUAUGUGUUGCUCGGAAUGAACUGUCUGUUGAUUCACUGUCAGAGACAUAUUAAUUUAUCUGUUUUGUCUAAAUGUAAUAUUUCAUUUCAAACUUUUUUUUAAGUGAUAUUACUUUGUUGCUGUUGAGUGCUGUAAUACUUGUUUUUAAACUAUUGUAAAUGACUGGGUUGACAUAGCCUCAACGACUGAGGUCAUUUUUGUCUGGCUAAAAGAUAAAAAUGCUGAGACACUAAUAUCACGUGGCUUUUGACCCUGGUUCAGGUGCCCAAUGGAUAGCUUUAAUGAUAGCUGUGGGUAAUGGAGCUGUGGUCCAUGAAUCUGCAAUUUCCCCUUUUUUUAUUGUUCGUUUUUUUUGUUGUCUUUCUGUCCUCGAGCUUUAUAAUACUCUUUGCAAUGAGUAAAAAUGGGAAAAAAA
Menidia menidia (Atlantic silverside) is the source of this 3379-nucleotide messenger RNA. The record is from the annotation of a GenBank genome assembly. NCBI's taxonomy places the organism in Eukaryota, Metazoa, Chordata, Actinopteri, Atheriniformes, Atherinopsidae.